Molecule: messenger RNA, 2421 nt
Organism: Helicoverpa zea (corn earworm)
Lineage: Eukaryota; Metazoa; Arthropoda; Insecta; Lepidoptera; Noctuidae
Product: zinc finger protein 708-like
Exons: 14
Coding region: 261-2237 (658 amino acids)
Biological process (GO): regulation of transcription by RNA polymerase II
Cellular component (GO): nucleus
Molecular function (GO): zinc ion binding; DNA-binding transcription factor activity, RNA polymerase II-specific; RNA polymerase II transcription regulatory region sequence-specific DNA binding
Source: RefSeq, a predicted model, not a curated record
UUCUUAUUUGCAUUUUGUUGAUGUUAUUCGUGGGAGUGUGUUAUUGAUAAUGUAUUAUUGAAAUAAUUAAUGUAUGAAUGUAUAUUUAUGAUAAAUAAAGCUAAAUACAUCUUUUUCUACCAUGUUGAUAAGUUGGUUAAGAAUUAGGCUUAUAAGAUUAUGUUAUGGAGAAUUUUAAAGUCUGUUGAAUGCUUACUGCAACAUCGCCGAUUAUAAUACAAUUGCUGAAUUAAAAUAAGCAUAAUAUCUAGUGUUAUAACAUGGGAGACGUACAAGUGUGUCGUAUUUGUCUUAACAUGGGUGUAGCAAUGCAGGACCUGUUAGCUUACCCCUUAGAAACUUAUUUUGCAUCAUUCAUGAUUGAGAGCAAGCCAGUACAUGCUGAAUUACCUCCAUAUGCUUGCUACGAGUGUGCAGCACUGCUGAAGAAGUAUCAUUUGUUCAAGCAGAAGUGUCUGCAAAGCCAGGGCCUGCUGUGUGGGAUCAUUGAUGAUUGUGGAAAGAUUACACCACUACAAAUAAAAUCAAUCAACAGACAGAACCUUCUAGCAGUUUCUAAAGUCACUCAAAUUGACAUACUAGUAGAAAAAAGCACGAAUUCUCUCAAUAUUGAUCUACCUUACACAUACAUAGUAGAAGAGACUACAAACUUUUUAAAUGUUGGCCAACCAAACUUCAUGGUUGAAAAUAUUAAGAAAGAGGAUCAUGAUGACACGGCGGUGUCUGAUGAAAUUACUCCUUGUAUAUCUAGUGAUGAGGAAGAAUCGGAGAAUAUUGGGAAGAAGUUUCGAGAUUUGGAGAAGGUUGAUAUUUGUGUGAAGAUGGACUUGCAAGAGUCUGAUGAUCAAGAGCUCCCAAUAACCACAGUUGAUGUAAAAAGGCAGCCGCUUCGUAAAUCGCGAGCCACAGCUAAGAAGCAAGGCAGACUAAAGACGAAUAAUACUAGAGUUAAUAAAAAGAGGUCGACUGAAGUGAAGGAUGAUAGCCUCUGUGAAGACGAGGGUUUGGAUGAUAUUACUGUUGUUACUUUGUCGCUAGCAGAGCAGUUGGAAGAGAUAAACAAACGCAAGCAGUCGUCCAACUACCUGAACUGUCCUUACCAGUGUCACUUGUGUUAUAAGGGGUUCAAUAAAACCCUCACGUGGAAGCAUCAUCUUAGUAAACAUUCGCCCAACGCCGGAGAUAUAGAGUGCAAUAUCUGUAAAUAUCGAUUUAAAACGAAAAGGAAUUUACAACGACAUGCUCUGAACCACGGCAAGAAAUAUCUGUGCAACUUAUGUUCAUACAACUCUAGUAAUAUUACCACAGUGAAGCAGCAUCAAGGAUCCCAUAAAGGCGUGACUCAUAAGUGCAACUUUUGUGAUGAAGUUUUCACAGUUCGAACAACAUACGUCUGUCACAUGCGUAUAAAACACCCUUCUGAGAACAUCUGUGGUUACUGCGGCUACUCGUUCUACAGUAAACGCGGACUCAUCGUACACAAGAACAUGGUGCAUAAGGACGUUGAUGAGAACGCAGAACAGAGCACAGAGGCGGGUCCCUACUGCGCGGAGUGUGAUGUCAAGUUCAUCUCUACUGAAGCGUACAAGCGACACAUGGUCAUGUCCGUCAAACACACGCAGAGCACGGAAUCUAUUAACGGGUGCCGUGUCUGCGGGGCUACGUUCAGGGACGCUGAGGAGUUGCGGCUGCAUCAUCGCAAGGAGCACCCGAAGAGACAGCCUAAACAUUACAGGGCGAAGGCCGUCACUAAGUGGCCGACACAGUGUGAGCAUUGUCCGCAAGAGAUUGAGAACGCGCGUGCCUACUGGAAACAUUUCCGAACAAUGCAUCCCAAUGAAAACUAUCCAGUGCAGAAGAAAUGCGUUUGUGAUAUAUGCGGGAAGAGGUUCACGUGCAAUGCUCUCCUAACGAUCCACAAACGGACCCACAUAGGCGAGCGUCCGUACAAAUGUUCUCGCUGCGACCGCGCGUGCUACAGCGCCUUCGACUUGCGCAUCCACCAGCAGAAGCACUCGGACGCCAGGCCCUUCCCCUGCACCUUCUGUGCUAAGGCCUUCAAGAGGAAAGAGGCUCUCGAAAGGCAUUUAAAGAUCCAUUCUGGUGAUAAUCCAUACAAAUGUGAGAUUUGUGGCGUGGCCUUCAACAAGUCUUGUACGCGGACCCUUCAUGUCCGCACCGUGCAUACUAAGGAACCCGCGCCGCCAAGAAAACGAAGGAACAAAAUCAACAAAUAAAUUGACCUUUAGAAGUUUUUCGGUUUUCUGAUUCUUCAUAGAAAAGAAAGUGGGGAAGAUAGUUGUGCGCUUACAAGAAAUAAGUGCUGUUAAUAUGGAGGAAAACUAGAAUGGUAUAAGUUUUCCAAGUAUGUAAAAGUGUCACGAGAUUAGAACAAUAAUAAUUAAACUGUCUAAAAUCAAA